AUCUCAGUUUUCUGAGAGAGUUCUAGUGAACUACAUGUGUUCUCAUGAGUUAGGACAGGGACCUUAACUACAAGUUAAUUCAAUCCAGCGCUAUUCCUGGUGUUCUAUUUUUAGCAUCCUGCUGAAUGAAUGGCAGCCAGAUUGUUCAACUUUAAAAGCUAAAGUGAGGAGUUUCUAUUUUAUUUUAAAGCCAACAGGGAGCCACUGUAGUUUGUUGAGUAGAAGAGUGAUUCGGUCAGAUCUGGAUGUAAGGAAUACUUUUGCAGCUAUGGGGAGAGACUUGAGGAAGGAGACCACUUAGAGAGGUGUUAUUGGGGAGGAUGUUGAGAAUGACUUCUUUGUUAUGAUCGGAUGCUUCACGUGACAGACGCAGAAGGGCGCCUUCUUCCACCAUCAUGCUCUUCUGUAAGCUGCGGCUGCUUUCCAGUCCUGCUUGCCAUUUUGUAUUCUUGAUCAUCGUGACAUUCGGCGUUCUGGCCCCUCUGACCUGCCACCACCUCCUCCACUCCUACUUCUACGCGCGCCGCUGGCACCUGAACCAGAUGAGCGAGGAUUUCCUGGCGCAGAGCCUAAAGGAGGGAGAAGCCGCCCUUCGAUACUUUAAGAAGCUGCGGGCGCUCAACGGCACCCAGCCCCAGGGCAAAGUCUCCCAGCCCCAGGGCAAAGUCUCCUGGCCUUGGCUCUUGAUCACCGUCAUUACGGUGUACCGCCAGCCCGAGUUCCACUACGUCUUACAAGUUGUAGCGCAGUUCCAUCGCCUCCUGCAGCGGUGCGGCCCGCCGUGCCAGCGCUUCCAGCUCUUCCUGUGCAACGUGGACGACUGGAGCUCGAGGCACGCCGACGCCAAGAUGCUGGCCGACUUCAUCCCCGUCACCAGCCGCUUCCCGGGCAGCCCGAGGGCAAACGUCAGCGAGAACAAAGCUGUGAACACGUUUGAGAAGGAGAAGCAGGACUACGUGUAUUGCCUAGAGAAGUCCCUGCAGAACUACCACCCAGAGUACAUCCUGAUGGUGGAGGAUGAUGCCGUUCCCGAAGAGGAGAUCUUUAGCGUCCUCCGGCACGUCCUGGAAAGGCGAAAGCCGCGGCUCCGAAACGCCCUCUACCUGAAGCUCUACCACCCCGAGAGGCUCCAGCACUACUUCAACCCCGAGCCCAUGCGGAUUCUGGAGUGGUUCGGGGUGGGGAUGCUGCUGGGGCCCCUGCUCGGCUGGGCCUACGUCAAGGUCGUCGGCCUCCCUGGCCCAAGCCUCCGCGUCGUGCUCUUCUUCUCCCUGUACAGCAUGGGGCUGGCGGAGCUGGUGGGCCGGCACUACCUGCUGGAGCUGCGGCGGGUAACUCCUGCGCUCUCGAACGUGGUGCCCACCACCGAGUGCUGUACGCCCGCCAUGCUGUUCCCGGCCUCCUCCGCUCAGCGGACAGUGAGCUACCUCAGCGAGGUGUCGUGCCUCUGGGGCUUUGCCAAGGACAUGGCGCUCUACUCCUUCCUGCGGAAAAAGAACGAGAGGGCCUACGUGGUAGAACCCAACCUCGUGAGGCACAUUGGGAUGUUCUCCAGCCUCCGAAAUACCUAUAAGCCCAAACUCUUAUAGAAUGCCGAGAACCGCCUUGGCCAGAGCCGCGACCUGGGGAUGGCAUGUUCGCCAUGUAGUUUGGGUUCGCCUACUUUCUUUUUGGUUUGUUUAACAUGGGGUAGAGAAGUGUUUGUGGAGAAGACUGAAGGGCUUAGUGGUGAAGUGCCUUAAAACUCCUAACCUGCUGGAUACCAUUUGGAUAGGAGAUUCCUCUGUAUCUUAACCACAGAUGUCUUAUGGAUUCUGUAUAUUUUGACUUUAACACACACAUUUUCUGUGAAAAGGAGGGAAUAAAUGAGGUUAACAUCGGUAUGCCUCUGAGAAAA
Messenger RNA from Monodelphis domestica (gray short-tailed opossum), 1897 nucleotides. The record is from RefSeq and is a predicted model, not a curated record. NCBI's taxonomy places the organism in Eukaryota, Metazoa, Chordata, Mammalia, Didelphimorphia, Didelphidae.